Molecule: messenger RNA, 312 nt
Organism: Anisakis simplex (herring worm)
Lineage: Eukaryota; Metazoa; Nematoda; Chromadorea; Rhabditida; Anisakidae
Source: the annotation of a GenBank genome assembly
GCGAGUCUUCGUUCGAAAGCCAGCUAUUCGAGUCGUGGAAGUCAACUGGAUCUGACCUCGAUCGCGAUCCCUUCACGUUCGACAUCAGCUGCUAGUGCACCACCAGAUCCACAAAUCGUCAGUGAUCAGUCGGCAUUGGAUGCGGCCACACUCGAUCGUAACAACCCACAACGAGAACGUUACUCGAUUCGAAGUCGUAUCGAUAUGUUCGAUCGUAUGAGCGGUUUGGGAACAGCNUACGGAUGCAGACACCUGCUCAGAAAACAAAGCGACAAUAUCUGGUUUGAUGCGGUAGUCUCGCUUCAUUUCUGA